Hemicordylus capensis (graceful crag lizard) is the source of this 7073-nucleotide messenger RNA. RefSeq names its product ADAM metallopeptidase with thrombospondin type 1 motif 8 (gene ADAMTS8). Bases 1 to 2778 code for a protein of 925 amino acids. NCBI's taxonomy places the organism in Eukaryota, Metazoa, Chordata, Lepidosauria, Squamata, Cordylidae. Gene Ontology annotation, biological process: proteolysis; extracellular matrix organization. The transcript is spliced from 9 exons. Gene Ontology annotation, molecular function: zinc ion binding; metalloendopeptidase activity. The record is from RefSeq and is a predicted model, not a curated record.
AUGCCCCUUCCUCUUCCGCAGCAGCCCUCGCCUGGCAGACGGGCACCUGCUGCUCCUGCCUGCUUUCCUUGGCUGGCCUUCCUGAUGCUUCUCUGCCAUGCCUGGGCACUGCCCAUCCAGGACAGUGACGCUCAAGAGGUGGUGCCAGUCUGGACGGCAGCGCCUUUGGGGGGAGAAGGGCAGGUUGCCUUCUCCAUCACUGCCUUCGGGGAGACCUAUGCCCUGCAGUUGGUGCCCGACGCCAGCUUCUUGGCCCCUGGGUUGAAGAUCCAGCACGUGGGGAGGAAGGAGCCCUCGGGGUUCCUUGCUGAGGAGGACCCGGGGCUCCGGAGAUGCUUCUACUCAGGGACCGUGAAUGAGGAGCCAGACUCCUUGGUGGCCGUCAGCCUGUGCCAGGGCAUCCAUGGCUCCUUCUUGGUGGAUGGAGAGAAAUACGUCAUCCAGCCUAGAGGCCACCGUGGUGGAGAUCCCUUGCUGCAGGUCCACCAGCUCCAGAAGAGAGGCUGGGCAGGAGAGGCUGGAGAGGACCUCCCAGAAGGGGGGGCCUGGAGAGAGCUCAACAGCACCGGGAGCAGGACCAAGCGGUUCACCUCAGAGGCCCGCUACGUGGAGACCCUGCUGGUGGCUGACACAUCCAUGUUCCAGUUCUAUGGGGACGAUCUGAAGAACCACAUACUCACCCUGAUGUCUGUGGCCGCUCAAAUCUACAAGCACCCCAGCCUGAAGAACUCCAUCAACUUGGUGGUGGUGAAGGUCUUGGUGGUGGAGGAUGAGAAGGUUGGCCCGGAAGUGUCUGACAACGGAGGUCUCAUGCUUCGCAACUUCUGCAACUGGCAGCGGAACUUCAACCCUCCAAGCGACCGUGACCCGGCGCACUAUGACACAGCAAUCUUGCUGACGAGACAGGAUUUCUGCGGGCACCAGAGCUGCAGUACCCUUGGAGUGGCUGAGACUGGGACGAUGUGCGACCCAAACAAAAGCUGUUCUGUGAUUGAAGACGAGGGCCUCCAGGCAGCCUACACCUUGGCCCAUGAACUAGGCCACGUGCUCAGUAUGCUUCAUGAUGAUUCCAAGUCUUGUGAGAGGCUCUUUGGGACCUUGGGGAAGCAUCAUAUGAUGGCCCCUCUGUUUGUCCACUUGAACAAGACUCUUCCUUGGUCUCCUUGCAGUGCCAUGUACAUCACAGAAUUUCUGGAUGGAGGACAUGGUGACUGCCUGCUUGAUGAACCAACCAAAGCCAUUGCCCUCCCCACCGACCUUCCGGGCCGAACGUCUCUGUACGAUCUAGAUCAUCAGUGCCAGCAGAUCUUUGGCAAGGAGUUCCGCCACUGCCCCAACACUCUGCAGGAGGACAUCUGCUCCCAGCUCUGGUGCAAGCUGGAGGCAGGAGAGCGCCUCUGCCACACCAAAAAUGGCCGCUUGCCCUGGGCAGAUGGGACACCCUGUGGGGCAGGGAAGAUGUGUAUGGAUGGCCACUGUGUGGCACAAGAUACAAUGAUACCCCAGCCUGCGGUGGAUGGGAAAUGGGGCCCUUGGAGCUCUUGGGGGCCAUGUUCCAGGACGUGCGGUGGUGGAGUGCAUUUCUCUUACAGGGAUUGCGACAACCCCAUUCCUAAGAAUGGAGGCAAAUACUGCGAAGGUCAAAGGGUCCAAUAUGAGUCAUGCCACACCCAGGACUGUCCGCCCAACGACAAGAGUUUUCGAGAGGAACAGUGCGAAAAGUACAACAAAAACAACCACACUGAUGUGAAUGGGAAUCUGCUGGAAUGGGUCCCCUUGUAUGCAGCCAUGUCACCUCGAGAUCGCUGCAAACUGAUCUGCCGAGUUAAAAGGGGGAACGAAUUCAAAGUGUUUGAGACCAAAGUAAUUGAUGGGACCCUCUGUGCCCCUGAUUCUCUUGCUGUUUGCGUACAUGGCCAGUGCAUCAAAGCUGGCUGUGACCACAUCAUUGGGUCAUCCAAGAAGUUGGACAAGUGUGGAGUUUGCGGCGGCAACAGUUUAACCUGCAGGAAAAUAAGCGGUUGGCUCAACAGAUCUAAGUUUGGGUAUAAUGAUAUCAUCACAAUCCCCGCGGGAGCAAACCACAUUGAUGUCAAACAGUACAGCCGAGGAGGAGUGAGGUUUGAUGGGAACUAUUUAGCUCUGAAGACCUUGGGUGGCAAAUACCUUCUGAAUGGCAACCUCACCAUUUCAUCCAUAGAGCAAGACAUUUUUGUGAAGGGGACCGUUCUGAGGUACAGUGGCUACAAGACCACCCUGGAACGUCUCCAGAGUUACCAGCCACUCCCAGAACCCCUCACUGUCCAGGUGCUAUCCAGGUCAAGUGAGCUUUUCCCUCCCAAGGUGUUCAAUCCCAAGGUGAAAUAUUCCUUCUUCAUCCCCAAGGAUGUCCCUUUCAGCAAGCAGAAGAGUAAGAAGAACUUGACCAAUGCCAUUAAGCUCAUGUUGACAUCGCAGUGGGUUCUGGGGGACUGGUCUGCGUGCUCCAAGUCCUGUGGAUCCGGCUGGCAGAGGCGGACAGUGGAAUGCCGAGAUGUGGAAGGGCGGCCCUCAUCGACGUGUGACCUCAAGCCUGAGGAUCUCAAACCAUGCAGCGAUCUCCCAUGCCCCAUCUGGCAGCCGGGUCCCUGGUCCCCCUGCUCCCGAACAUGUGGAAAGGGAGUGAGGACACGGAGCGCCUUGUGUAUUGACUAUGCGGGGAAACCCACCACCUCUGAGAAAUGCGGCUCUCCACAGCCACCAGCAGCAACAGCCGACUGCAUGCUGCAAGAGUGCUGAGGCAAAGCGAGGGCUAAUGCCUGGUCAGAGGCACGUGUAACAUAUGGUAACUACUAACCUAACCCGAACCGGGCUUGAUAGGGCCGAGCAAGGAUGUAGGUUUGCAAGCAAAUGUGCACUAAUUGACCUGAACAGGCCCCACUGGGUCGACCUGUUUGAAAGAUUAGCAGGCAUUGAGUAACAUCCACUCUUCUUUCUGCUUUGUCUGCCUCCAAAUUGACAUCUACCUCAGUGGAGAAAAAUUGCAUGGGGUUGUUGAAUCAUGAGAUUUCUUCUUAAUGUUCCUUUUGUAGGCCAAUAUUUAACAUCUGAGGAGAAAUAUAAAUGUAUUCUAGGCUGUUCCCAAAGAUAACUCAACUCUCACCCACACCUUCAUCAAGCCCCCAGUGGGUCAUCAUAGGGAAAUCGUUUUUAAAAAUCCAUCGGAGGCAAGUUAAUCCCUACAAAUGUCUCCAAAAUGCAUCUGUAGUCACCAGGAUGAGAAUGAUCCAGGGUGGGCCUGUAUACCACAACCCACUCUUGCCCUUCUAUGGGACUUGGUGUGAGUAGCUUCACCCUUCUCUGCCCUCAAUAUUUAUGCUUCCUAGUCAACAGGGUCCUUCUAGAACAGUGGUCUUCACUAUUUUUCAAAUGGGGGCCACUUUGGCCAAAAAAAACCCAAGAAACCCUUCAUUGUAAGAGCCAUUUGCCACUGUGCUGACCUCACAUAGUACUAUACUUUUCUCAGUGCUGGGAGGGCCCUUUAAGAGCAUUGGAGCUCUCUUGAAAGCUCUAGGAGGAAAGUGCUGGGAAGGGCUACAAUUUGUGCAUGCCCUCCAAGAUGGUGCAGAGGCUCAAGAGGGCUCAGUUUUCCUCAAACAAGUCCUCCAGCAUUGGGCAGCAUGCAGCACUGCAAAGUGGGAAUGACAGUCUCCACAUGGAGCUAGGGGGACUGUGCAGAGUAUUCAGUUUUGGCCAAAGCUUCACACAGGCCCAAAACACAAUUCAUUCAGAAGAUGCAUUUAGGGUUGAUGGGGGCCACCACUGGCCCCUGGGCUUUACAAUGAACACUGUUCUAGAAUAAUUUAUUUUCCAAAUCUGGCCUCAGCUUAAGCAGCUGAAAAAACAGGGCUCACGAUUGAAACCUGUUCUACAGGCUUUAGGGAGGAUUAAGUGAAAGCUUAUCCAGUGCUUCAAAGGUAAACAUGUGAACGUCUUUCUUUCAGGGGUUCAUUAGCUGUGGUCUGCAGUUGACUGGUGUUCCAUGAGACUUUGAUCAAAGUUCUGCAGCUUUUUAUUAAAGCAGCAUGUCUUGGGAAAUGGCAUCUUAAUGGUGCUAUUCAACCAUGAAUGACAUCUUAAUGGUGCUAUUCACCCCAUGGUUGUUGGGGAUUCAAAAUGGAAAGUGUCAUCCAUAUUUCCAUUUCUCGCCUUGCAAUGACCACCAUGUUGGAAAUGUAGUUGUUACUACCGAUAUGAAUGCUGGCAAUAGGAAGAAGGAUGCUAUAAAGGUCUGAUUUUAGCAUCUAUGGAAGAAACACCUCCCCCACUCCAGUUUUAUAGUGUAGGAGAAACAAUUGACUUCAUGUCUCCUCCCCCAGCUUUUGGGAUACAACUCCCCCAGGAAAUAUAUUUUAAAAUAAGUAGCUUUGGUGCUUAAAAAUUAUUAUCGGCUGAUAGAUCACCAAACAAUGGUGCUGUUGUAGCCUGCAAAUCAAACUCAUCUGGGGUUGGACUUUUGUGGAUCAGGAAGUGAAGCCAACAAACAAACUUGAUGAACUAAGAGUCCACAAAAACGUCUGAGACUCUACAGAAGCUCAAUGAUCCAAAACAUUUGGAAGCCUUUGCUCUGUUGUGUAAUGCAAGCCAAGACAGGAAUCUCAGGCACUUCUUGUCUCCUGUUGAGCACAGCUGAGCAUUUCCUCAUCCACAGAAACCCUUGGUGGCUUCCAGUCCAUUGUGUACUUGUCAGCUAUGUCUUUAGAUAAGGAGAUUAUUCACAAAAAGGAACCUUAUCUACGCAAUAUGUUAUGUCCUGUAAAUAGUUUGCCCAGUUUCCAUGUGCAUACAGAUAUGUCAUUUUUAUACAUAUAUCUCCAGACUUGUUUUACUAGUAAAUUUUAUUAAAUGCUUCAUGUUGUUCAUCUAGCUUUCAAAUGGAGGUGGUUCAAGACUCAUACACAUGAAACAGGGAAAUGGGGAUUCAGUGUUGCAUUGCUGAUACUGUAAUAAGGAAAUGUGUGUCAAAAUAUAGCCAUUUCUGCUGUCCCUGUUUUAAGUGUAUAGUAGCAUCAUGCUCAAAGCUAAUACAUCUGAUCUAUGUUGUUUAGAAAGAGUGUGAUGAUGUUCACGUGAAGUGUGAACUUCCCCUUUUUGGCCAUUUUUGGCACUCCUUAUGUCUGCUUACUAAAUGGCACUGCCCUUACUCUCAAUUACUUCGUGACAUGAGCACAUAGCUAAAAUUGAUUGGCUAUGUAGCAUUGUGAUGGCACACAAUGUGUGAUCCCUGAUUGGCCUUCCCUGAGUAAUCCCUGAUUGGCCAUGUGACUAUUAUAGAAAGGAGAGGAAAGCAGCAGCCAGGGGAAAUAAUGGCACCAAACAGGGUCAAAUAAGAUGUUGUGUGGGAAACUUUUUUUUUUUUUUAAACCAACCCCACCAACUGUUAGCUUCCACUUGAAAAUUGGAACUGGGGACAAUUUAGCACAGGUUUAACUUUACUCUGUAAUACCACCCUUGAAUCCCAGUCCUAACCUUGUUUCCUUGGAAGUACAAUUUAUUUCCAGCAUUCAUAUUUAGGAUUGCAAAUGCAGCCCUAAUUAGUAUUAUGGACAACUUGCAAAUAUUAAAUGCUGGAUAUGGGUUUAUCCAUUCUUCAAAUAAUAUUACUGUGUAGUUUAUUAAAAGGUACUUGUGGCGUUCCUGAUAUAUAGUGUCCUCAUCUAAGAAAGGUUAUUUGUUUUAGAUUGCUUUUGCCCAGAAUAAGAGGCAGAAAGUAUAACAAUAGUCACAGCCACUGCUGAAUUGUGUCCAUUAUACACACUAAUGUGUGUAUAAUGUGUGUCACAAACACCGCUGAAAUUUUGCAGCUGAGCAGAUGCAAAAGGUAGAUGCAAAAAGUAGUGCAGACCUGUGUUCACUUUCACCCAAAUCAUAAGCACACCUUGUGAAAGUCGGUUCCACGGAUCUCCAUGAGAUUCAACGUGUAGCAGGCUUACUACAUUAUGAAGCAACUCUGUGUCUGCUACACAGUGCUGAUUGUGGGGGUGUGUGGGGAGAUUGCAAGGGAUAAGCAGUGGGCAUGAGAAGGACAAAGUAUUCCUCUCGCCCACCCGUUCGCCCAUUCAAUUAGAUGUAUGUUUGGAAAGCAAGUGUGUGUUGGCAUAAUCAUGUACAGCAACUCCCUCGGUGCUGUGCAGUGGGCCCCACCCAGGCUCAGCCAUGCUUAACCAGCAAUGAAACGAAAAGCAUUCCGUGACCCAGCCCCACUGAUUGCAGCAGGAAGUCUGCUUCUCUGUCUCUGGAUCGUAUCCAGUGGCCGCGAUCCAGCCAUGUGAUAUGCUCCUUGAACAGGGCUCCUGCGACCACACUCCCACUCUUCAUCAGGUCUCACACCAAAAGUUCUAAAAUGCCUUUAAACUUAGGAUGGGGCAACUGGCUCCUGAGAGGACAACUGUCUGAAGAACUCUGGGGAAUGUGCAGAGCUGGUAUACACAGGCCCAGCUUGUGUCGGGGGUGGGGGCAAGGCAAGAGUAGCCUAUCACAGGGCAUACAGCCAUUGAGUGCCCUUCUUGGUCAGUGUAGUGAGCAAGCCUGACCUGGAAGCAUUUAUAUAGAGGUCAGGGAAGUAUCACAUGACUUCCUCUGGCCUGGUUUGCUGGCCUGGUUAGUUGCUUUCCAUUUCCCCCCUUUGGCCAGAACUUGGUGGAAGCAUACAAGCUGAAACCUCAUAUGAUAUCUCUCAGGUCCCAGGUUCAGGACUUUCAUGGCUUUGGGUUGCAGUCGCUGGUUGAAUUCAGACGUAACAGGAAACCAGAGGUCCCUUCUCCUCCAGUUUCCUCACCCACCCAUCCGAAUUCCGGGAAAUGUUUCACCACCGCAAACUCCAUUUCUGCGGCGCCAGCAUUACAUCCAAAUGUUUGCACCGCCAUUUCAACUCCACGGAGCGAGAGUUGAUGGAGGAAGCUCCUCCCUCCCUCUGGCCUGACUGGCUGUGCGAGCUGUCCUCCUUUCAAGAAGGAAGCCCACACAGCCAACUCUCCCGCCUCUCUGCAGUCUCGCUGACUGCACGAGGCAGUUCUCCAGAAUGUCCCCCGGUG